Molecule: messenger RNA, 879 nt
Organism: Peronospora matthiolae
Lineage: Eukaryota; Oomycota; Peronosporomycetes; Peronosporales; Peronosporaceae
Source: the annotation of a GenBank genome assembly
AUGCGAACAUUCGGAUGUCAGACGUACAUACUGACGCCUAAAGAGAAUCGACUCAAGUGGGAUCCAAAGGCUCGCGCUGGCAUAUUCGUGGGCUACGAAGAAGUUUCGAAGGCAUAUCGUGUUUAUGACAUCGAGGCGGGGCAGGUGGUUAUCAGCCGCGAUAUCAACUUCGACGAGUCCACCUUUGGACUUCAACUGCCGAUCACUGAUGAAGAUGUCGAUGACCUGGACUUCGAAUUGCUGGAUCUUGAUGACGAAGAGCUGCGUCAAAUGGAGUACAAGCAAACAGGCAAGCGCAAGAACCGACUCAAUGAUGAAGAUACAGCAGCUCCACGACCGCGUGCAGUGCGUCAACGACCAGGACUAGAAGAGUCAAGCGCGCCGGAAAACAACUCGUCACGCCAAGAAGAAGACGAAGAAACGAAGGAUUCUGGUGAUUCAACACCGCCUGUGUUUUGGCGUGCGAGUGCAAAUGCCGUUGAAGCAGCAGUGGACUUAUCAGAGCCCUCAACAUUUGAAGCAGCAGUAAGCGACCCUGACCAAGUUCACUGGAGAAAAGCAAUUCAUGCAGAGCUCGAGUCAAUGCGACUUCGCGGUGUGUUUCGUGCAGCCAAGCUGCCCAACGGACAACGCGCCAUUGGCACAAAAUGGGUCUUCAAGAUCAAGCGUAAAGCGGAUGGAUCUAUCGAGAAGUACAAGGCACGACUUGUGGCCAAGGGUUUCCGCCAAAAGUAUGGCAUCGACUACACGGAGACGUUUUCGCCUGUGGUCAAGUAUGUGUUGCAUUGUAGGUCGGAGCGAGGAAAGCGGAGCGUAGAGACCGAAGAGAGUAGAGCAGAAAACACUUGCCCAAUAGUUGGAAGAUUCGAAAGUGAUUGA